GGGCGGCGACGCGGGCCGGACCCAGCCCGGGCGGCAGGGCGGGCGCCGCCCGAGGGGGUAGGGCGCGCGGGGGCGCGCCGGACUGGGGAGGCGCGCUCCGGCCGCGCUCGCUCCGCGCUCCCUCGCUCGCUCCCUCCUCCCGCGGCGGCAGCAGGAGAAGGCGGCGGCGGCGGCGAGCGGCGGCGGCUGGGGAUCAGACAUGGCGGCGGAUCUGAACCUGGAGUGGGUCUGCUCCCUGCCCCGGUCCUGGACUUACGGGAUCACCAGGGGCGGCCGAGUCUUCUUCAUCAACGAGGAGGCGAAGAGCACCACCUGGCUGCACCCCGUCACCGGCGAGGCCGUGGUCACCGGCCACCGGCGGCAGAGCACAGAUUUGCCUACUGGCUGGGAAGAAGCAUAUACUUUUGAAGGUGCAAGAUACUAUAUAAACCAUAAUGAAAGGAAAGUGACCUGUAAACACCCAGUCACAGGACAGCCAUCACAGGACAAUUGUAUUUUUGUGGUGAAUGAACAGACUGUUCCAACUAUGACAUCGGAAGACAAGAAGGAACGAUCUAUAAGUAUGACAAACGAAGCUUCUAACUAUAACAUGACUUCAGAUUACGCAGUACAUCCAAUGAGCCCUGUAGGCAGAACCUCACGGGCUUCGAAAAAGGUUCAUAAUUUUGGAAAGAGAUCAAAUUCAAUUAAAAGGAACCCUAAUGCACCAGUGGUCAGACGAGGUUGGCUUUAUAAACAGGACAGCACUGGCAUGAAGCUGUGGAAGAAACGCUGGUUCGUGCUUUCUGACCUUUGUCUCUUCUAUUAUAGAGAUGAGAAAGAAGAGGGUAUCUUGGGAAGCAUACUGUUGCCUAGUUUUCAGAUAGCUAUGCUUACCUCUGAGGAUCACAUUAAUCGCAAAUAUGCUUUUAAGGCAGCCCAUCCAAACAUGCGGACCUAUUAUUUCUGCACUGAUACAGGAAAGGAGAUGGAAUUAUGGAUGAAAGCCAUGUUAGAUGCUGCCCUGGUACAGACAGAACCUGUGAAAAGAGUGGACAAGAUCACAUCUGAAAACGCACCAGCAAAAGAAAUCAAUAACUUUCCCAACCAUCGAGUGCUGAUUAAACCGGAGGUCCAGAAUAACCAGAAAAACAAGGAGAUCAGCAAAAGUGAAGAAAAAAAGGCAUUAGAAGCUGAAAAAUAUGGAUUUCAGAAGGAUGGUCAAGAUAGACCAUUAACAAAAAUUAAUAGUGUCAAGUUGAAUUCUCUGCCAUCUGAAUAUGAUGGGUCAACAGGCCCGGCUCAGACCGGACACUACAGGCCAGUCAAUAUGAAUAGUUCAGAGAACAAAACGGUCAAUGUUAGCCUGGCGGAUCUCAGAGGGGGCAGUCAUCCCAACGCAGGGCCCUUCCACCCUGAGGCUGACCGCAUCAUACAAAGAACCAACUCAAUGCAGCAGUUGGAGCAGUGGAUUAAAAUCCAGAAGGGGAGGGGUCAGGAAGAAGAAGCCAGGGGAGUAAUUUCUUACCAGACGUUACCAAGAAAUAUGCCAAGCCACCGAGCCCAGGUCAUGGUCCGAUACCCGGAAGGGUAUAGAACACUCCCACGAAACAGCAAGACCAGGCCUGAGAGUCUCUGCAGUGGAACCCCGUCCCCUCAUGACAAAACAGUGGGGCCUGGUGCCGAGGAGAAGCGAAGGUCAAUGAGAGACGACACGAUGUGGCAGCUGUACGAGUGGCAGCAGCGUCAGUUCUACAAUAAGCAGAGCACCCUCCCUCGGCACGGGACUCUGACCAGUCCCAAGACCAUGGUUAAUAUUUCGGACCAGACAAUGCACUCGAUUCCCACGUCACCUUCCCAUGGGUCAAUAGCUGCUUAUCAGGGAUACUCCCCUCAACGGACCUACAGAUCAGAGGUGACCUCACCAAUUCAGAGAGGAGACGUGACGAUAGACCGCAGGCACAGGGCCCAUCACCCUAAGCAUGUCUAUGUGCCUGACAGGAGGUCAAUGCCAGCUGGCCUGACUUUACAGUCUGUCAGUCCCCAGAGCCUGCAAGGCAAAACACUGUCACAAGAUGAAUGCAGAGGCACCUUAUACAAAUACAGACCUGACGAAGUAGAUAUUGAUGCCAAGUUAAGCCGUCUCUGUGAACAAGAUAAAGUGGUACAUGCUCUGGAAGAGAAACUUCAGCAACUCCACAAGGAGAAAUACACGCUUGAGCAAGCUUUGCUAUCUGCCAGCCAAGAGAUAGAAAUGAAUGCCGAUAACCCAGCAGCCAUCCAGACUGUGGUGUUGCAGAGGGAUGAUUUACAAAACGGGCUGCUUAGCACAUGUCGAGAGCUUUCUCGAGCCACUGCUGAACUGGAACGAGCAUGGAGAGAAUAUGAUAAGUUAGAAUACGAUGUAACUAUUACCAGGAACCAGAUGCAAGAACAACUAGAUCGCCUUGGUGAAGUUCAGACCGAAUCAGCAGGAAUUCAGCGUGCACAGAUUCAGAAAGAACUUUGGAGAAUUCAGGAUGUCAUGGAAGGCCUGAGUAAGCACAAACAGCAAAGAGGCACUACAGAAACAGGUAUAGCAGUAUCAAAGCCUUUCACAACAGUUAAGUACAAAAAUGAGGAAGAGGAAGUAGUCCCACCUCGUCCUCCACUUCCUCGGUCCUAUGACUUUACAGAGCAGCCUCCCAUAAUCCCCCCUCUGCCCAGUGAUAGCAGCUCCUUGCUCUGUUAUAGCAGGGGCCCAGUCCAUCUGCCUGAAGACAAGAAGACUCAAGUUCAAGGAUAUACAAGAAAUGGAUCUCACUGUGGUCCAGAUUAUAGACUCUACAAGAGUGAACCAGAGUUAACAACUGUGGCAGAAGUUGAUGAAUCUAAUGGAGAAGAAAAAUCAGAACCUGUUUCAGAAAUGGAAGCUUCAGUUAAAGGUUCCCACUUUCCUGUUGGAGUUGUGUCUCCAAGAACAAAGUCACCAACACCAGAAUCUUCGACAAUAGCCUCAUAUGUAACCUUAAGGAAAACGAAGAAGAUGGUGGAUUCAAGAACGGAAAGACCAAGGAGUGCAGUGGAGCAGCUGUGUUUGGCUGAAAGUACUCGACCUAGGAUGACUGUGGAAGAGCAAAUGGAAAGAAUAAGGAGGCAUCAACAAGCAUGCUUAAGGGAAAAGAAGAAAGCAUUAAAUGUCAUUGGUGCUUUAGACCAGUCACCCUUACAGAGUCCUUCAAACUUAAGGGAUAAUCCAUUCAGGGUUACCCAGACUCGAAGGAAGGAUGAUAACAGUAAGGACCUGGACACUGUCAUUAGAGAAAAUGAUGUAAAGCCAAACCACGAAACUCCCGCAGCAGAAAUUGUUCGACUAAAAGAAGCUGAACCUCAAAACACAGAUUUCAGUGAAGAGUUUAAAAAAACGGAAAAUGUUUUUUACGAAACACUUCUCAAGCCUGAACCAAAUGGCGUAAAUUCUGAAGAAGUGAUGGAUAAAGGAAGAAACAAAGAAAACAUGCCAGAGGAUGUUUCAUACAGCCCUCAAGAUGAGACACAGAUCACAAAUCAUAAAUCAGAAGGCCAUCCUGAAGAAAAUACAGAGGACAAUAUUCAGGAGCAGGAAGAAAGUGUUGUUUCUUACGAACGAACUCCUGAGGCGUCUAAAGGAAACCAAACAAUGACAGUGAAAAGUCUGCCCUCGUCUCCGGAGUCCUCCGCGUCCGCGGGCCCGCCCACCCAGCCGCAGCUCACGGAGGGAUCGCAUUUCAUGUGUGUGUAGUUUCGGAGCAACUACACUGACUUGCGGGGAAGCUAUUCAGACCCAAGGACCCGGACCUUCGGCAAUGUGAGAAGAUAUUGUACAGUAUAUUUUAAAUCUAUGAAAUUCAUAGUUCUGAUGCUUUUGGCCACAGAGCAUCGUUUUAUCACUUCUGGAAAAUGUUUAUUCCAAAACAGCUUUAAUGGCCCAUAUGUGCACUCCGUAAUCUCAAGGUUAUUAUUCUGACACCAGCUUGCUGCUAUGAUUUCAGAGCACAUAAGUCAAGGUGCUUUUUACUGUGUGGUCCACCGCCAGAGCUCACUUAGUUGCUGAUUUCCAGAUUUGGAUGUUUCUAAAGUCUAGGUGGAGUUAUAUUUCCUUUUUCUUUUCAAUACAUCAUUUUAGUUCUUUCCAAUGAAGCUUGUUUUGUUUUGUGUUUUCCUUCCAUUUCGGCUACUGCAAGGCUUUGUUUCUCACUUGAUUUGUAAAAAUUUUAUAUAUAUAUAUUUAAAAUGUGCCAUUUUAUUAUUGCUAAGUGAAGUAUGUCUCGUUUCCUGCUAUAAUUAUUUCUCAGUCAGAUUGCAAUGUCAGCAGUUACUGCCACACUCUUGUCAGCUUAAACACAAAUGUUAUCGCUUACUGUUUCUUGAAAAACAAUUUAAAAUGUGGGUAUUUUGAAGUACUGGGCUUAUACUUCGUUGGAAUCGAUGUGUACAGCAAUAAGCAGGUUUUCAAAUCCAGUACUUGGUUUGUGUACAAAUGUAAUUAUGUUCAUUGUGUAUAUAUUAUACAAUGAGCACAUGUAAUGUAUUAAAGGCUACUUACUAUUGUUUAAAUGCAAAUGUUCAUAUCUCAUUUCUUUUUUUAUCAUGUUAAAUAAAUGUCGAUGUU
Eptesicus fuscus (big brown bat) is the source of this 4609-nucleotide messenger RNA. It is a transcript of the gene PLEKHA5, whose product is annotated as pleckstrin homology domain containing A5. The transcript has 27 exons. Gene Ontology annotation, molecular function: protein binding; phosphatidylinositol-4-phosphate binding; phosphatidylinositol-3,5-bisphosphate binding. NCBI's taxonomy places the organism in Eukaryota, Metazoa, Chordata, Mammalia, Chiroptera, Vespertilionidae. The coding region runs from base 200 to 3739 and encodes 1179 amino acids. Gene Ontology annotation, cellular component: cytosol. The record is from RefSeq and is a predicted model, not a curated record.